AUGGAGAAAGUGAUGAAUAUGAUAAAGCCGAAGCCUAACCCGCAACAGUUAUUGAGAGAUUGGCAGCGUCGUCUCCGUCAAGAGUGUCGCAAUAUCGAGCGCCAAAUCCGAGGUAUAUAUGAUGACUCUGAUCAUAAGAUAUAUACAGAGAAAGAAGAGAAGAAUGUGCAGAAAGCAAUUAAAGAAGCAGCAAAGAGAAAUGACAUGGGUUCUGCCAAGUCCCUUGCUAAAGAACUUGUGAGAUCUAGAAAGACAGUGAACCGUCUUUACGAGAAUAAGGCACAGAUGAAUUCAAUAUCAAUGCAUCUUGGAGAAAGUGUUGCCAUUGCUCGCACUGUGGGACAUUUAUCAAAGAGUGCUGAGGUCAUGAAGCUUGUCAAUAAUCUGAUGAAGGCUCCUGAGGUGGCUAUAACAAUGCAAGAAUUUAGUAAAGAAAUGACCAAGGCUGGUGUCAUAGAAGAGCUUGUGAAUGAUGCCGUGGACAAUGCCCUGGAUUCAGAAGACAUUGAAGAGGAGACUGAAGAAGAAGUUGACAAGGUCUUGACUGCUAUUGCUGGUGAGACUGCUGCACAGCUUCCCGAAGCAGUCAGGAAGGAGAGGUUGAAGCAGCCUGCCCAGGAAGAUGUAGAGGAGGAUGAUGAGGAAGAGCUUGAAGAAAUUAGGGCGCGUCUCGCCAAAGUUAGAUCAUAACUUGAACCUCAUAUUGUCCGCCCACAUCCCAGUGUCCCUGAGAAUGUAGAAGUAUUGUAUUGAUUAAUGCAUGCCAACGUUUGAGAGGCUGCAGCCAUAUUAUUCCUAUCGCAGAUCGGAAGACAGAAGAUGUGAAAAACAUUACGUGUUGUACAAGAAUGGGCUCUUGUUAGAAGGACAACCCUAGCUGCUGUGUAUAUAUGAUAAUGCACGUUUUUGCUUGAUCCCGAAUACCAUCGUGCCCUUUGACCUUGCGAGAGAA
Molecule: messenger RNA, 952 nt
Organism: Coffea arabica (coffee)
Lineage: Eukaryota; Viridiplantae; Streptophyta; Magnoliopsida; Gentianales; Rubiaceae
Source: RefSeq, a predicted model, not a curated record